Messenger RNA from Sciurus carolinensis (gray squirrel), 3284 nucleotides. RefSeq names its product histone H2B type 3-B. The record is from RefSeq and is a predicted model, not a curated record. Gene Ontology annotation, cellular component: nucleosome. Lineage: Eukaryota; Metazoa; Chordata; Mammalia; Rodentia; Sciuridae. Gene Ontology annotation, molecular function: structural constituent of chromatin; DNA binding; protein heterodimerization activity. The coding region runs from base 848 to 1228 and encodes 126 amino acids. The transcript has a single exon.
UACGCACUAAUGCGCAGAGGGGUCGAAGGGAACCCGGCUUCAGGCCCAAAACAGGCUGCGCGCUCAGUGCGGCUCUUUCCCAGAAUCGGUGGUGGCUCUGAAAAGAGCCUUUGGUGUCCACGGGGCGUGCACGGGCGGCAGGGCCUCACUUGCCCUUGGCCUUGUGGUGGCUCUCGGUCUUCUUGGGCAGCAGCACGGCCUGGAUGUUGGGCAGGACACCGCCCUGCGCGAUGGUCACGCGGCCCAGCAGCUUGUUGAGCUCCUCGUCGUUGCGGAUGGCCAGCUGCAGGUGGCGCGGGAUGAUGCGCGUCUUCUUGUUGUCGCGGGCCGCGUUGCCCGCCAGCUCCAGGAUCUCGGCCGUCAGGUACUCCAGCACCGCCGCCAGGUAGACCGGCGCGCCGGCGCCCACGCGCUCCGAGUAGUUGCCCUUGCGCAGCAGGCGGUGCACCCGGCCCACCGGGAACUGCAGCCCCGCGCGCGAGGAGCGGGACUUGGCCUUGGCGCGCGCCUUGCCGCCCUGCUUGCCGCGCCCGGACAUCUCCGACUCAAACCCAGAAGAGCAGAAAACUCGAAAAAUCCGACAGAGACUCUCACACCGCAGGCCCCAGCGAGCCCUUUUAUAAGAUCCGGAGGUAGCUGAACGGCGCCGGCCGAUAGGAUGGCAUCGGUGGCCAAUCAGAAAAGGAAACCGGCAUCUCCUUCUAACUGGCUACGCCUUUCCGAGCGAUGACGUCAGGCGAUGCUCUGUCCAACCAGAAGUGAGUAGUUCCUGAUCCUUCAUUUGAAUCCAAGACGUACAAAUAGAAUCGGCGGGGUCGUCGCCGCAGUCGACCAGAGAUCCGCCAUCAUGCCCGAUCCUUCCAAGUCCGCCCCGGCCCCCAAGAAGGGCUCCAAGAAGGCGGUGACCAAGGCGCAGAAGAAGGACGGCAAGAAGCGCAAGCGCGGCCGCAAGGAGAGCUACUCCAUCUACGUGUACAAGGUGCUCAAGCAGGUGCACCCCGACACCGGCAUCUCGUCCAAGGCCAUGGGCAUCAUGAACUCCUUCGUCAACGACAUCUUCGAGCGCAUCGCCAGCGAGGCCUCCCGCCUGGCGCACUACAACAAGCGCUCGACCAUCACGUCCCGCGAGGUGCAGACGGCCGUGCGCCUGCUGCUGCCCGGCGAGCUGGCCAAGCACGCCGUGUCCGAGGGCACCAAGGCCGUCACCAAGUACACCAGCUCCAAGUGAGGCGGUCCCAGGCGCCCCAAACCCAAAGGCUCUUUUCAGAGCCACCCACACACUCGAGAAAGGGUUUCGAACACGGCGGAGGGUUGUUAACCCUACGUGUGGCCUCUACGCCACCGCGGUUCCCGGUUCCUGGGCGUCCUGUCAGUCGUGCGUGUAUGGCGGUGAGCGGAACGUGGAUGUAGCAGCCCGUUAUAGAGGGACGGUGGAAACCGUGGCCUUGCGGAAAGGCGGGCGAGCAGGUGAGGGUCACUCCCCCGAGGCUCUCGGGGCGCUCUUCUCCCCCUGCACACUUGGCGAGACCAGAGGUGCGCUAGACCACGGGUUGGGGAGGCCUCGGUGUUGUAACGCUGCCUUCCCACCGUUCCGUCCCUGCCGGGACCAGACAUCUACCCUCGAGCAGAUGCAGCCUGUAGGAUGCCUGCCUGGCAAGAUGGGCAGCGCAGCGUGAGAAAGCAGAGAGAAGUGGAAGCGGGCGGGCCACUGCAGAGCCUGGCGAGCUGGGUGUGGAAAGUGACCACAGCUGCCAGCAGCUUUAACCCUCAGUGGGGGAGGUUGUUUAAGAGGAACAGAAUUGCCUCGUUUUGAACAAAUGUAACUGCCUCCCCUUUGGCCGCACGAUUUUCUGUGAAGUGUUCGUAACUGGAUUCUUCACAUUCUUGUCAUUUAUUUAAGGAGUGCCAUUGUGCUUCCGGAAAAGCAUUUUGGCAUGAAGUCUUCGUAUUGGAAGGGACAAUGCUUAUCUUUUUCUUGGUUUGACUUUUUUUAUUCAUAGUGAUUCUUUGAACCGUUGUGAGAAUUAGAAGUAUUGAGAGUUUGUAUCAUGGUCUCCAGCAAGGAAAAAAUUUAAAUAAAAUUCAGUAGAAGACAGACACACACUUUUUUUUUUUAAUCACCCAGUGUCUCCACAGGGAGCCUGUCAUGUGUCUGAACUGAGGCAGACUGAAAGACUGGUGGAAGGGGAGGAAAUGUCACCACAAGAUGUCCUCCCUGCAAUGGCUGUGUCUCCCCCUUUCUGCUUGGGUCCACAUAAGAGGAUCUGGGAAAUUUCACACAUUUUAAAGUUGUUAUCUACACUGUUUUUAUAAAAAGUUCAAAUUGCUGCAAGGAUGCACAUCCCAACAUAGAACUUUUAAAAAGCAAAAUGGUCACAUCGGUCUUUUAAAUAUACCUAUUGGAACAUCAAUUUGAUGCCAUAAUCAGUUCAUAAAAUACAUGAUCUAAUUCUAUAUCAGCCGGAUAUUUCAGGAGAUUCUUAAUUUCUGCCCAAACUGAUUUUUUUUUCCAUUUUCCUUCUGCAUUGGGAUUUUAUCCUACAGUGAUUAUAGGUAUUAUGAUUUAUCUAUUACCUUUCUUGCAAAAAAAAGUCUGUCACCUGAAGUUUAAAUACCUCAUAUAACGAGAUUACUCUGUGUUUUAAAAACACCUGGGCAGAGGCCUGGUCCAGUAGUGAGCACCUGCAAUGCCAGCAACUCGGGAGGGUGAGGCAGGAGGAUCUGGAGUUCAAAGUCAUCCUCAGCAACUUAGUGAGGCCAUGAGCAACUCAAUGAGACCGUCUGUAAUGAAAUACAAAAAAGGGCUGGGGAUGUGACUCAGCAGUUAAGUGACCCUGCGCUGGGUCUUAUAGCACACACUUGUGAUCUUAGCUACUUGGAAGGCUGAGGCAGGAGGAUCCCAAGCUCAAGGUCACUUGGGCAACUUAGAGACCCUCUCUGAAAAUGAAAGAUGAAAAGGAUGGAGGUGUAACUCAGUUGUAGAGCACCUCUGGGUUCAAUCCCCAGUAACACACACACACACACACACACACACACACACACACACACACAAACACUAUAUAUGAAAUGGAAAUUCUGCAGUAGAUAUUUUACUCAAUUCUUUGCCUUUAGUAAUAAUCUGAAGCUUAAAACAGUGAUCCAUCAUUGAAAGUAAGGAGGACUUGUCAAUGUGAUGGGCUGACAGAUCUGGCUUCAUGAGAAUGUUAUAGGCCAGAUUCUAAGGGAAAUGACUAAACAGACUCCAUUUUGCUCUGAGACUCCAUGUUAUGUAGGAAAUAAGCUUC